GGCCCUUUAAGGGUCCAGCCCUUCGCCGCGGUGCACGUGAGCGGCACCAGGAAGCCAGCGCCGGGCGGCCCUCCCUGACGCUCACCUUCACUCAGCUGGAGGCGUUCAUCCCGGCCAAAGAGCCGAGGCCCGUGAGAGGACACAGCCUGCCUGUGGUCAGCGGCGGGGGCUGUUUCGGCCCUAAGUGUGGUGGCUGGAGCCCUCCAUGAAGAGGAGCAUGAUCAGGGUCCUAGUGAAGAGCCCUGAUAUUCACUGGAGCACUUGGCCCUUGCCGCGCUGGAUGACAUGAGUUGCUAAAAGUGAGCCUGGCUUUCAGGGUGCAGUGUGGGGGGCCCAGAGCCAUGUCGGACCUGCUACUACUUGGCCUGAUUGGGGGCCUGACUCUGCUAUUGCUGCUGACACUGCUGGCUUUUGCCGGGUACUCAGGGCUGCUGGCUGGGGUGGCAGUGAGUGCUGGCUCACCCCCGAUCCGCAACGUCACUGUGGCCUACAAGUUCCACAUGGGGCCCUAUGGUGAGACUGGGCGGCUUUUCACUGAGAGCUGCAGCAUCUCCCCCAAGCUCCGUGCCAUCGCUGUCUACUAUGACAAUCCCCACAUGGUGCUCCCUGAGAAGUGCCGCUGUGCAGUGGGCAGCAUUCUGAGUGAAGGUGAGGAGUCACCCUCCCCUGAGCUCAUCCACCUCUACCAGAAAUUUGGCUUCAAGGUAUUCUCCUUCCCGGCACCCAGCCACGCGGUGACAGCCACCUUCCCCUACACCACCGCCCUAUCCAUCUGGCUGGCUACCCGCCGUGUCCAUCCUGCGUUGGACACCUACAUCAAGGAGCGGAAGCUGUGUGCCCACCCUCGGCUGGAGAUCUACCAGCAAGACCAGAUCUAUUUCAUGUGUCCACUGGCACGGCAGGGAGACUUCUAUGUGCCUGAGGUGAAGGAGACAGAGCGGAAAUGCCGGGGGCUUUUGGAGGCCAGUGACGCCCAAAUGGAUGGCACAGACACGUGGAUUUAUGUAGCUGUGGAUUCACACCCAUUAACCCUGGCAACACAGAUACAAAGACCCUGCCUGGAUUCCCUUCAGAUGCCACAGGAGUACCCUUGGAAACACAGAUCACAGACAGCUGGAUGCUCAUGGGAGGGGACUGAGGCUGCUCAGGAAAGGAAUCGCUUGGGUGGGGCUCCUCAGGAAGUAAAAUUGGCACUGGAUCUGGAAGGAGCUGACACAAUGAGUGAAACGAGUUCUAUAAGCCUGGAGGUGAGCCCCGGAAGCCGUGAGACUUCAGCCGCCACACUGUCCCCUAGGGCCAGCAGCCGUGCCUGGGAUGAUGGUGAUACCCGCAGCGAGCACAGCUACAGCGAGUCGGGUGCCAGUGGCUCAUCCUUUGAGGAGCUGGAUCUGGAGAGCGAGGGGCCCUUGGGAGAGCCACAGCUGGACCCUGAGACCGAGCCCCUGGGGGCCACCAAGUGGCCACAGGAGCCCAGUAUCCCUGAGAAGGGCAAGGAGUAACCCAUGGCCUGCACCCUCCUGUGGUGCAGUUGCUAAGGAACUGAGCACUCUCCAGCCCUUUUCUUCCUUCACCUCCUGGCCCAGGCCAGGGCCGGGAGUGUCUGGGGGACCUGACAUCCCCCACCCCAGGCCUCUAGCUAAGCCUCUCCUCACUGCCCUUUUGGCUCCCAGGGCCAAAGGAGCCAGGGACUGUUUUCUGCACCAGCCCCCAGUGCUGCUCCCCCUGUUGUGUUUUUUUUCAGGCUCACAUUGGAGCUUCCAGGACCCUGAAUAAAGCAAAUGAUU
This is a messenger RNA of Cynocephalus volans (Philippine flying lemur), 1784 nucleotides long. It is a transcript of the gene TEX264, whose product is annotated as testis expressed 264, ER-phagy receptor. Gene Ontology annotation, biological process: protein-DNA covalent cross-linking repair; reticulophagy. Lineage: Eukaryota; Metazoa; Chordata; Mammalia; Dermoptera; Cynocephalidae. Gene Ontology annotation, cellular component: endoplasmic reticulum membrane; replication fork; autophagosome membrane. The transcript has 7 exons. The coding region runs from base 342 to 1499 and encodes 385 amino acids. The record is from RefSeq and is a predicted model, not a curated record.